AUGGCCAUCGACUUCGGGCAGGCGCGCAACAGCACGGCGUGGCACGCCGAACCCAGCCGCCGCGGCACGUACGGGCUGCUGUCGUCGUGCCUCGUGACAAUGGCGCUGUGCGUGUGGACUGCCGUGCACCUCAACCUGCCCGAGCACGGUAAGUCACAGGCGGCGCAGACGCGCCGCAAGCUGUGGUGGCUGCUGCUCGGGCUGCUGGCGCCCGAGUUCGUCGCGUGGACGGCGUUCGAGCAGCACCGCGAGGCGCGCGCGUUCCACGGCGAUAUUAAGGUGCGCGCAUCCACUUCCACAGCCUCGACAUGCACAUCGCCAGCCCUGGAACCACAGCCCAGAAGCCAGCCGCGGCGUCGACACUCGUGGACGAUGGCACACAGCCACUUCGCCAUCAUGGGCGGGUUCGCCUUCGACUCCGACGUCGCGUCCAGCGGCGGCGACUUUUUCCCAGCAAACCGCAAGCGCGCAGCCCUAACCGCGCUCGGCCUGCUGCGGCUCGCACACGUCACGCCACACUUGGUGCCAGACGUAUCCACGACGCAGAUCACCGACCGCAGCAAGGCGAACUGGCUAGCCAAGACGGUCGUCGCGCUGCAGGCGCUGUGGUUCGCCGCGCAGGUCGUGUCGCGGCUCGCGGCCGGGCUGACCGUCAGCCUGCUCGAGCUCAACACGUUCGCCCACGCCGCGUGCACGCUCGUCGCCUAUGCGCUGUGGUGGCACAAGCCGCUCGACGUCGCCGAGCCCGUGCUCGUGCGC
Lasiosphaeria miniovina is the source of this 759-nucleotide messenger RNA. RefSeq lists its product as uncharacterized. The record is from RefSeq and is a predicted model, not a curated record. The transcript is spliced from 2 exons. The annotation marks the transcript as partial. Lineage: Eukaryota; Fungi; Ascomycota; Sordariomycetes; Sordariales; Lasiosphaeriaceae.